Messenger RNA from Panicum hallii, 1432 nucleotides. RefSeq names its product ras-related protein RABC2a-like. Gene Ontology annotation, molecular function: GTP binding; GTPase activity. The transcript is spliced from 6 exons. Bases 391 to 1023 code for a protein of 210 amino acids. Lineage: Eukaryota; Viridiplantae; Streptophyta; Magnoliopsida; Poales; Poaceae. The record is from RefSeq and is a predicted model, not a curated record.
CACGCGAGGACAAGCGCCGAAGCGCGGGCGAGACUGCGCGGCGCGGCGCGGCGCUCCUCCUCCGCUCCGUCUCCCCCACCCCCACGCGCGCCAUGUGGCCCUUGACCCCCGCCGCUGCCCGCCACGCACGCAGACGCAGCCCGCCCGCCUACGCCUAGGCCCGGCCGUCAACCGUAACCGAAAGGAGUCCACCUGACGCCGCCCCCGUUUCGCUUCGCCUUCCGCCACCGAUCGAUCUCUUCCCCUCCCUCCCCUCCUCGCUUUAUUCCUUCCGGCGUUCGGCCGCCUCCCCGCACCAACCCACCCGCCCCCGCCAUUCCCGGGUGUUCGCUUCGCUUCGCCAGCGAUUCGAUCCAAGCGUCGGUUAGGAGACGAGGCGAGGUUGGCGGCAUGGCCUCGUCGCCGGCGAGCAGCUACGACUGCUCCUUCAAGGUCCUGCUUAUCGGGGACUCGGCCGUCGGCAAGAGCAGCCUCCUCGUCAGCUUCGUCUCCGCGGCCCACAUCGACGAGGACAUCACGCCCACCAUAGGGGUGGAUUUUAAAAUCAAAUUUCUCACCGUGGGUGGCAAGAAACUGAAACUGACAAUAUGGGACACUGCUGGCCAGGAGAGGUUUAGGACAAUUACCAGUUCUUACUACAGGGGUGCUCAUGGGAUCAUUCUAGUUUAUGACGUCACGAAGAGGGAGAGUUUCACAAAUUUGGCUGAUGUGUGGACCAAGGAAAUAGAGUUGCACUCAACAAAUAAAGAGUGUGUCAAAAUUCUUGUUGGAAAUAAAGUGGACAAGGAUGAGGACAGAGUGGUGACGAGAGAAGAAGGUCUUGCCUUUGCACAAGAAUAUGGGUGUCUGUUUCUCGAGAGUAGUGCCAAAACAAGAGAAAAUGUGGAGAAAUGUUUUGAAGAGCUUGCACUAAAGAUUCUUGAGGUUCCAAGCCUCCUGGAGGAAGGUUCUUCAGUUGUUAAGAGGAACACUCUGAAACAGAAGCAGGAGAAUGCAAACCAAAGUGGAGGAUGCUGUCAGUAGAUCCACCAGCUACGCAAGCUGCUCAUGGUAUCUUAGGUUUUAGCUGCCCUUGAAUUGGGAUGUAGAUGAGUUGUAUCUAAAUGCUCAAUGGCGCAACCGAUGUGAGUAAAGGGGGAAUUAACCACUUGAGAUUUUGACGUGAAUUGGUCUGUACAAAAGGAAAGACUUUUUUUCGGUUCCUGACGUGGCAAUUUGGUUUGCUGCUUGUAAUGAGAUCCAUUCAGCUGAUCACUUCCUUAAUUGUAUGUGUGGAAGUGUAUGCUGGUACAUAAUUCAGGGCUUGUCGUUAGCUAUGGAAAAGCUCUGCAAUCAUGUGAAGUACUAAGCUGACUGGUACGUAUUCUGAAUGUACAGUUGGUUCUUGUUUCAGUUGGGUUGAGUUUAACAUGCCUUGUUUGUUCUACCUGUA